CACGUACUCGUAUGCUUGACGACUUGUAUUUAUUGAUCUCAAUGGACGUGCUGAAGAGGAAGACUUUGAUUACCAGUCACAUAAGAUAACAGGCUAAAACGAAAUGCACGCAUUGACCCUUCUCGUAACAGCGCUGGCCAGCGUUAUAGGCGCAAGUCCCACGCCACGACAGUCUUCGAGUUAUGUCGGCUACCUUAUCUCCACUUUCUCAGACGCCACUCCGCAAGUCCAGUUUCACUUGUCGAAGGGAAAUAGCGCCACGAGCUUCAGUUUCUUGAAUAAAGGCAAGCCGGUCUUGGCAUCGACUGUUGGCACUAAGGGUGUGAGGGACAUAUUCCUCGCUACAAACUCUGCCCGGUCUGAAUAUUACUUAUUAGCCACUGACCUCGACAUCAAUGUGUCGGGAUUCUCGUGGGAUAAGGCGACAAGGCAAGGAAGCCAUUCUCUUGUGAUUUGGAAGUCGACAGACUUAGUCAAUUGGUCCGGACCUUCAUUGAGAACCGUGGAAGAUGCCACAGCGGGGAUGGCGUGGGCGCCAUCAGCUGUAUGGGAUGACGCCACCUCGCAAUACUAUCUCUUUUGGUCGUCGCGCCUUUAUGCCGCUUCCGACACGAAGCACACGGGAACGGCAACUCUCGACCGCAUCCGAUACGCCACCACUAAAGACUUUGCCACCUUCAGUGAGCCCAAAGACUAUUGGGCGCCCACGGGUACGGGACUAAUCGAUCAGGAAUUCCAGUACUUGGGGUCGAAAGGUGCAUACGCCCGCUUUGCUAAGAACGAGUCAACCAGUCAGAUCUAUCAGGAGAUUACCUCAGAUGGGCUAUUUGGCACCUGGACUCGCGUGGGUUUGGUCACGUCGGAUACUCCGCGAGAAGGUCCUGCAUCGUUCGCCGAUAAUGUGACGCCUGGACUCUACCAUCUCCUUCUCGAUGAUUACACGCAAUAUGUGCCCUACCAGACAACGGAUAUUCGUACAUUAGCUUGGAAAAAGUCCAGCACGUCAGGGUUCCCCACUGGUCUGAAGCAUGGCAGUGUUACCCCAGUCACCCAGAAAGAAUAUGAUGCCCUGGCUGCGGCGUACCCAGCUUAGCCUAGCGUAGAAAAAAGGUACAAACAAGAAAAAAAAAACUCCGACAUGAAUUCGGUGCGUCGCAUAUGCCGUCUUUUUAGUUCUGAC
Messenger RNA from Hypoxylon trugodes, 1180 nucleotides. Its product is annotated as glycoside hydrolase family 43 protein. The coding region runs from base 104 to 1093 and encodes 329 amino acids. The transcript is spliced from 3 exons. The record is from RefSeq and is a predicted model, not a curated record. Lineage: Eukaryota; Fungi; Ascomycota; Sordariomycetes; Xylariales; Hypoxylaceae.